UUUUGCCAGUGGCGGGGGCAGUCGAACCUCAAUCUUCGGCGCCGCUGGCGGCAGUUGUCCGUCUUCGCGGGCGUCUAUUCUAGGUGUUGGCGUUGGGCGACAGAGGUCAGUGAGCCGAAGGUCACUCGCAAACGGUUCCAGCGAAGAAGAAAACAUGCCCAUGCGUCGCAUGAUGUCCUCUUGGUCAGCAGCCUCCUUCAAGGCCGAACAAGAGGGUGGGGGAGAGGCGUCUCCCAUAGAUUUGCAACCAGCAAGUUUGCGUCUCGUAGUUUGCGGUACGCUAUGCGGAACACUGAAUAACGCGAGCUUUUGCGUUCUGCUAGGGGCGGCGCAAAAAGUGGCGGCUGACUUUGAUCGAGUACUAUUAGGAACGUCCGUACAGGAACUAAUCGCGAUUUCGUUCAUGUGUAGUUCGCCAACAUGUACGUACUUAAGUACAUAUACAUCGUCAUUUCUCACCACGACCCUCAUGAUGUUCUUGUUGUGUUUCUUGUUGUACGUCUGUAUAGUCGCCUGCUUAUCGUCUUGUUUCUUAUGAAUGUAUCUUCCAGGUAAACGAUGUGUCAUUGAUGACGAUGAUGGGCACGGUUGGUUGCCUUGCGGGCAUUGUCUUGAAUGCGAAGCUUUGCGUCGGCUUCUCCACAGAGACGAGGCGACUUUCCAUGCUUUUGACGCUGAUCACAUUCGGUUACUUGGUGAUCAUUUUCGCUUACCACUUCCUGGAGGGAACGGCAGCUGGCUUUUUUCUCUGUGUGAGCGCGUCCAUGCUCUUAGGUGGUGCGAGUGCUGCUGGUGAAGUCCUCAAUCUGGGGCUCUUCCGCGCGUUUGCUCCGACGAUGCUUAGCAGCUGGGGCGCGGGGACAGGUUAUUUUUGAUGAAAAGGCUACGUGUAGUUGAUGCGAUGUAGAUGUACUACUUGAACAAGUUAUUGCCCAAGAAGCUGGCAAAAAUAUUGAGUUCCGCCUCAAAAUGGAACUUCAUCCUUGUCAGAUACAGAUAUCUGGUGUCACUUUCACAUUUGCGCCCACGAUCUUCAGGCAUGUCCGGCAUAUUCGGACCCUCAAUCUACCUUGCACUAACCACCGGGCUUGGCCUGAAUUCCGGUCAGGUGUGUUGGUUUUUGAUUGCGACCCUACCACUCUACUUCUUCUUUUUCUGGACUAUCGUUCGAGCUCGUGAUGAGUACGACGCCGCCUAUUUCGAGGAGGAGGAGGAAGGUUUCGCUUCUGACAAUGAGGUAGUAGAAAGACCACAUGUUCCGAUCGAAAACCAGGCUGCGCCAUCAGGCAGUACAACCGUCGUUACUCAUACGGAGCAAGCAAGCACCACCAGCGGUGAUACUAGCACGACAAGGGAUGCAGUGUCAUCUUCUGGCAAUAGUUCUUCCUCAUCAAGAAGUGGGAGUGCUACAACGACAGGAGACCAGGGCUCCUCUGGAGUAGCUUCUUCAAAUUCCUUAGCAAGUACGGCAUCAACAUCUGCGGGUUCGGGAUCCGACGUUCCUCCGAAUCAAGACGAGCCAGCGCCAGACGUGGUUCCACCUAAGCGCCGGUCUCCCAGUAGGCGGAGCGUGGCGGGUAGGACGAGUAUUCUCGAGCAAGGUGGAGAUCUCAUGUACCCAGAAGCUGCUGUGCCUGUCUUUCGGACGUCCUCGAUUCCACAAAUCGACAACUUGUUGCGGAGCCCCGUCUCCGUGCCCGUUUCGCGACGGUCAAGGAGUAGAGAGUCGAUUUUAGGUGGAAUCGAUGAAAACGGCGGAAUGAACGCUGUCAGCACAUGCUCCUUAACGGCUGCGAAUACCAACGUGAAUGCGCAGAAGCAUGGAGAUGUAGGUGAGCAAGAGCAACAUGACGAAAGUGUUGCGGCCGUGAGUAGAGAGCCCAAUGAUGGGGCUGACGCUGAUGUAAAUAGCAGCAGGAUGAAAAUGUCGGGUGCGCAAUCCCCAUCGGAGCAACCACAGAGCAUCGCCCUUACGUGGCGCAAUUUCAGGAAGGUGGUCACCAAGUGCCGUUUUAUCAUGAUGAAUAUGGUUGCGGUGUACUCUCUGGAGUAUCUAAUCAUGUCGGGAGCGCUCGACCGCGUGACACUUUGCCCAACGAGUCAAUCGUUCAUCGCGACAGACGCGUACACCGUCUACUGGUGCCUGUACAACGUAGGCGUGACGCUUUCGCGCGCGUCCGUCGCGCUGUUUCGCAUCCAGCGGGUCUGGAUUCUCACGGUCAUCCAACUGAUCAACACGAUGUUGUGGUACACGGAGGCGUUUGUCCAGCUGCACCGACACUUGUUCCCUGCGGGCGACGAUGCCGGCUACUACAUCAUGGCCGUGCACAUGAUCUGGGUCGGUUUCAUGGGCGGCGCCUGCUAUUCCAACUGUAUGUUUCUCUUCAACACGAGCAAGAGCAUUCCAGCGGCGUACCGUGAGCUCGGCCUCAACGUCGGCUUUCUAUUCAGCAAUCUUGGCAUCAUUUCCGCCACUUUCCUUGCUUUUCUUCUAGAUGCCACGGUGAUGUCCAACAAGAAACUCUUUCCUCCAGACGGAAGCUGCCCAGCGGCUGGCAUGGAAGAAGCAGGAAUAGCAGCUUCUGGAACGUCGACCGUUGACUCGUCCAGCCACAACGCAGCAACACUACCUCCCUCUUCAUCUUUCGGAGGCGACAACUACGUGCCGCUCGACAUCAAUGGAAACAUGGUCUUCACCAACGGAAAUGUCUUUCCAGGUACGGCUGCAGCCGUGAUUUCGCUCGUUUCGAAAAGGUUUCUUGGCGCUGCAGCUCCUUAG
Amoebophrya sp. A25 is the source of this 2779-nucleotide messenger RNA. The record is from the annotation of a GenBank genome assembly. Lineage: Eukaryota; Dinophyceae; Syndiniales; Amoebophryaceae.